Gekko japonicus is the source of this 1421-nucleotide messenger RNA. RefSeq names its product family with sequence similarity 185 member A (gene FAM185A). The record is from RefSeq and is a predicted model, not a curated record. The transcript has 8 exons. Bases 115 to 1320 code for a protein of 401 amino acids. NCBI's taxonomy places the organism in Eukaryota, Metazoa, Chordata, Lepidosauria, Squamata, Gekkonidae.
UUUUUAAGAGGGAAGAAGCAUCAGCCUUGAGCUUGCCCUGGUAUUCUGUAACACCCCCCGUCUCUGCAUACAGAAGGACUAGUCCACCAGGAGGUGCAGUCAAGGCUGACAAGGAUGUUACCUCAGUUGCCAAGAUGGGAGCAGGUAGCGAAGAUUGCAGCAUGUGGCUGGCGUGGGUUGCUGAGACAGAGGGGGGUUGCUGGGCAAGAGCCAUGGGGUGCCUCCUCACAGCUGACCUUCGUCACCAGUCCGUGUGUUCGCAGGAGAGGUCCUCCUGAACCAGAAGAAAGCAAGCAAAAGAAUACUGAGCCCCUCAAAGAGUGGACCCUGGUUGUUAGCCCCUUUGGCCAGCUGAAAGUGCGGCUCCCUUGUCAUGUCACAGUGGGCCCACUCGACCCGCAUAAGUACCCUGAUGCUGACAGGGUAUUUGUUACAGUGAGUGGACAGAACGCCAAUCCCUGCCAUGGUGCAGACCUGGAUAAUGUGCGUGUGAAGUAUGACACAGAGCAAAAAGAGAUGGCAAUCCUCUCAGAUGACAUGGACAGUACAGCCUCUGUGGACGUGAGGGUCCCAGUAAAAUUUGACUUGGAUAUCAAGACAUCAGGGGAUGGCUGUGUGAAAAUUGAAAAAAUCGAAUGUGAAAGCUGCAGAAUAGAAACAGAGAAAGGAACUAGCAUCUUACAGUCAAUAAAGAGUAAGAAUAUUGACAUUCAAGCCAAAGGAGGCAAAGUGAUCAGCCUGGGAACACUUCAGGGAAAUGCCGAUAUCCACGUGUCACAAGAAAGUAGUGUGGAUAUUGAAAAGAUACAAGGGUCCACCGUUAACAUUUCUACCAAGGAUGGAUCAUUAAAAACCAAAUAUCUUUAUGCAGAGUCUUCAUUUCUGUCUUCAGCAGCUGGUGAUAUUAUCAUGGGGAAUGUUCAUGGUACUACUACCCUUCAGACUAAAACAGGAAACAUCACAGUAGAUUCUUCAGAAGGAUUCCUAAAAGCUUCCACAUAUCAAGGGAAGAUUGAUGUUUAUACGAUUAGUCAGGAAGGGGAAGUGGACCUUAAGUCUCAGAAUGGUUCCAUUACAGUCAAGGUACCUGCCACACUUAAAGCGUAUCUGCACUUAUCUGGAAGCAAGAUUGACGUGAGCCCCGAGGUCCAAUUACAGGGGACCCAGAAUGUCUCCAGAAGGGGCAGCAUAACAGUUACUGGCCAUCUGAAUCAAAGGAAGGAAAAAGAAAAAUAUAUUAAAGCCGAGACACAAAAUGGCACAGUUCAUCUCAAACACCAAACCUGGUUUCAGUCUGUAAAGCUGAAGGCUCCAUCCUAAAGGUUAUUUAUCUAUGUGAAUCACAGAACCAUAAAUAAAGAUCAUGGUAACUGUAAAGAUUACAGAUUCAGGUGGGUAGCUGUGUUGGUCUGAAGCAAUAG